AAUAUAGCUAACUUGAAUAAUUUAUUUUAUUGUAUGCUAUUUUACGUACAAAGAGUACUAGGGAGUAUAUAUUUGAAUAAUUUAUAGAGGCUCUAAUUUAUAUAGAUAUUUUCUUAAAGAAAAAAGAAUACUGGUAUUGGUGCUAAUUAUUUAAACGAUUGUAAUAAUAAUGUUACGUAUUUUUCUUGUCAACAUAAUGCUAUGUUUUUUUUCCGGGGAAAUUACAGUAAUUUUUUUAAUAUAACAGUAGUAAAAAAAAAUUAAAAAGGAAAAAAAUCAUAUCUCCAUGGUGGAUUAAAAACGAAAACAUAACAUCGUCACCCUCACAGAUUGUUCACCUUAGAAAGAAAGAAAAGACCCAAUCACAUCACAUAUUAUUUCCCCCAGAUCCAUCCAUCCCCAUUCAAAACAAUGCCAUCUCCAAAUUAGGGUUUCUCCCCAAUCCCUAAUUCUCCAAUCUCAUUUCGAUCAUCAAAGCUCAAGUUUUUUCCUCGAAUUUCUCCAGCUAAAGUUUUCAAUUGGUGUAAUCAUCUCAUCAGUUGAGUUUAGGGCUCUGUGUGUUGAUAAAAUUUCUCCCUUAGGUUCGUGGAGUUUAGUAAUAAUUUCCCUCUCUCUUGUUGUAAGAUCGUGAUUUGGGAUUUUAGGGUUUUUGAUCACUGGUGGCUUAGCUUCAUCGAAUAAGCCGUUAAAGUCGGAAGCUUUAAAGAGUUUCUUCUGUUUUGAAGAAUCAAUUAAGAAUUAGUUUCUAGGAGUUAGUUUCUGUGGACUGUUGUAGCGUGUAAACUAUAUAUAUAAAAGAGACUUAGGGAGGUGAUGUUUGGUGGUUCUACAUUGGCUAAUAACCGUGGAAACAGUGCUGCUUCAGCGCAGCUUGUUACUCCCACUCGCUUUGUCUGGCCUUAUGGAGGUAGAAGGGUCUUUCUUAGCGGAUCUUUCACCAGGUGGACUGAACAUGUGCCAAUGUCACCACUUGAGGGCUGCCCUACUGUUUUUCAAGUCAUUUGCAACUUGACUCCUGGAUAUCAUCAGUAUAAGUUUUAUGUUGAUGGGGAAUGGAGGCACGAUGAGCACCAGCCAUUUGUAAACGGGGAUGGUGGAGUAAUGAAUACGAUACUUAUAACUGUACCAGAUAUGGUUCCCACUAGUUUUAGCCCAUCGAACAUGGAUGUGGAUGAUUUCUCCCAGCGAGUGGCUGAUCCAUCCCAGGAUUCGAUCCCUAGGAUGUCAGCGGUUGAUUUGGAGGUGUCUCGUCACCGUAUCGCUGUUUUAUUGUCAAACCGUACUGCAUACGAGCUGCUCCCAGAGUCGGGCAAGGUUAUAGCAUUGGAUGUAAAUUUACCGGUAAAGCAAGCAUUCCACAUACUCUAUGAGCAGGGAAUCCCUUUGGCUCCUCUUUGGGACUUUGGUAAAGGCCAAUUUGUUGGAGUUCUUGGUCCACUGGACUUCAUUCUAAUACUGAGAGAGCUUGGAACGCAUGGAUCGAAUUUGACAGAAGAAGAGCUUGAGACGCACACAAUAGCAGCAUGGAAAGAGGGGAAGGCUCAUAUUAGCAGACAAUAUGAUGGAACUGGGAGACCAAAUCCUAGACCACUUGUUCAGGUUGGGCCCUAUGAUAACCUGAAAGACGUUACCCUGAAGAUUUUGCAAAACAAGGUGGCCGCCGUUCCAGUUAUAUACUCGUCUUUGCAGGAUGAGUCAUAUCCGCAGUUACUGCAUCUUGCUUCGCUAUCAGGCAUAUUAAAAUGUAUAUGCAGAUACUUUAGACAUUCGUCUAGCUCUUUGCCAAUCCUUCAGCAGCCCAUUUGUUCAAUUCCCUUGGGUACUUGGGUCCCUAGAAUCGGAGAAUCAAGUAGCAAACCACUCGCUACAUUGAGACCACACGCCUCUUUGGGUUCUGCUCUCUCUUUAUUAGUCCAAGCUGAGGUUAGUUCAAUUCCUGUAGUGGAUGACAAUGACUCGCUUAUUGACAUAUACUCCCGAAGUGACAUAACUGCUCUGGCUAAAGAUAAGGCAUACGCACAGAUUCAUCUUGAUGACAUGACGGUUCAUCAGGCUCUGCAGUUGGGGCAAGAUGCGAGUCCACCUUAUGGAAUCUUCAACGGGCAGAGAUGUCACAUGUGCUUGCGCUCAGACUCUCUUGGGAAAGUGAUAGAACGGUUGGCUAAUCCAGGUGUAAGGAGACUGGUGAUAGUGGAAGCAGGGAGCAAACGUGUUGAAGGUAUCAUAUCUUUGAGCGAUGUUUUCAAGUUCCUACUCGGUCUUUGACUACUCAAAACUCUUUUCUCAUUUCCUCAAAUCAAACUACCCAACAGUUUGCUUCUUUCUUUUUUGUAUUUUUUUUUUGGAGUCGGAAUCUGUAAAUCUUUAUACAAACACCUUCAUUGUUUUCUUCUUAUUUAUUUUUGUUUUGUUUAAGUUGAACGUGUUUCCUUCCAUUAUUGUGAAGAUAUUGGUUACCUAAAGCUUUACUGCUAGUAUCUCAGCUUUAAAAUC
Messenger RNA from Eruca vesicaria subsp. sativa (arugula), 2493 nucleotides. Lineage: Eukaryota; Viridiplantae; Streptophyta; Magnoliopsida; Brassicales; Brassicaceae. The record is from the annotation of a GenBank genome assembly.